This is a messenger RNA of Teleopsis dalmanni, 696 nucleotides long. RefSeq lists its product as uncharacterized. Lineage: Eukaryota; Metazoa; Arthropoda; Insecta; Diptera; Diopsidae. The coding region runs from base 1 to 426 and encodes 141 amino acids. The transcript has 3 exons. Gene Ontology annotation, biological process: spermatogenesis. Gene Ontology annotation, molecular function: myosin light chain binding. The record is from RefSeq and is a predicted model, not a curated record.
AUGUCACGUAAAAAAUAUUAUGUGAAAGUAAUUUUGGACUUACACGCCGUCACCUGCCCUGGGGUUUGGUUGUGCACUCAUGGUUAUAUAGAAGUAACAAUCAAAACACUAGGGUACUACUUCCGUACUGGUGCUAUGGAACCACGAUUUCCUUUACUGUGUCACGACAAGUUUAUAAUGCAAGGAUAUUUUAAUACUGUUAAUUCAAUGGAAGACUUGGAACGCGUAUUAGCAGCGGAAGAAACAAAAUUUACGCUUUGGCAGAAUGGGCGACGCUUAGCGUAUUACCACGGCAAUUUAUCCGAUUUUAUGCGUCCCGGAAUACCAAGACUCAUCUGUAAACAUAAGAUUGAUGUCAAUUUACUGACAAAAACAACAAAAGCAUUUCCAGGUAUAAUCUCACCCAAAAUCGAAAUAUCUGCCUAGAUACGUGUACAAGAAAGAACUGCUGUGAACAGCGCCUACAAAAACCAACGACAUAAUUGUCAAAACGAUUUCGUUACACCGAUUCUCAACGCAAAUAUGGAAAGACCACAUAACAGACACAGCCUACAAUCGCCGAAUGGAAGUUGUUGCUUCGAUUACCUAGAGGAGCCGCGCAGGCAACGAACAGUUUGUCAUGCGAAAUGCAUGUGCGGCAGUCGGAGGUAUAAAUCUUAGAAUAACUUCAUCUGCACUUCUAUAUUUGUUAUAUGC